Molecule: messenger RNA, 867 nt
Organism: Lachancea nothofagi CBS 11611
Lineage: Eukaryota; Fungi; Ascomycota; Saccharomycetes; Saccharomycetales; Saccharomycetaceae
Source: the annotation of a GenBank genome assembly
AUGUCUACGAAAUACCCCAAGCACGUCUCUAAAUUAUUCCAGCCGGGGCCGCCAUUGCAAUACAAAAAGCCCGUUGACUACCCCAUCGAGAGCCGAAAAACUAUAAGUAAUAUCCAAGGAAUUUCGGGCUACUUAGAUCAACUCAAGGAUUACACGUCUGAAUACUCUCAAGGGUCAGAAAACCGGCAUUUGGAGGUUUAUGAUGAGGCUGACCAGAAGCGGCAAAUAAGUAACCAGAGGCUUCAAACUAAACUAUUGCAGUGGAAACCUCACGAAGAUGCAAAUUUAGCCGACAGCGAUCCUUACCGGACCAUCUUUGUAGGGCGAUUGCCCUACAGCGUCAUGGAAGUGGAGCUACAAAAGCAGUUCAUUCGGUUUGGCGAAAUCGAGAAAGUGCGUGUAGUUAGAGACAAAGUUACGAACAAGAGCCGCGGUUAUGGCUUCAUAAUGUUCAAAGAAGAACUCUCGGCGCGUGCUGCGUGCAGGGAAAUUGGCGUUCACCGUGGUGUUGACAUUGAAGGCCGUCCCGUCAUUGUUGACAUCGAGCGCGGCAGAACAGUCAAAUAUUUUACACCCAGGAGACUAGGUGGCGGCCUGGGAGGUCGUGGAUACAUGAAGAGAGAUCGCAUGGCCAAACUGGCAUCUCCCAGCGCACCGCGAGACACUGGAGAUCUCAGGGACGAGCCCCGAAAGACGUUUCCCCGAAAUCCUACUCCACGAAGCAGAUUCUCCGGCUACAACAGCACCGCAGGCAACGCUACUAAUAUUAAUGCUGCCGCACCGGCUCCAGAAGAAAGGACUACCAGCUACAGAUCUCGAAGCGCCCGGACUAGCAGGUUUAACCCAAGCUACAAGCCAGAUUACUAG